GCCCCGGAAGUGCUUGGGGGGCAUCGGGCUUGGUGUGGCCUCCGUGUUGGAGCCGCUUCCUUUCUGGCCGACAUCUUAGCGAGGAGGCCGCGGCGGUGGCAGCAGCAGCAGCAGCGGCUCCUCCCCAGCCUUUAGCAUGCCGCCUAAGGACGACAAGAAAAAGAAAGAUGCCGGCAAGUCAGCCAAAAAGGACAAGGACCCCGUGAACAAGUCCGGGGGCAAAGCCAAGAAGAAGAAGUGGUCCAAGGGGAAGGUCCGUGACAAGCUGAACAACCUCGUGUUGUUCGACAAAGCCACGUACGAGAAGCUGUGCAAGGAGGUGCCCAACUACAAGCUCAUCACACCCGCCGUGGUCUCGGAGAGACUGAAGAUCCGUGGCUCCCUGGCCCGGGCCGCGCUGCAGGAGCUGCUCAGCAAAGGCCUCAUCAAGCUGGUCUCCAAACACAGAGCCCAGGUCAUCUACACCAGGAACACCAAAGGUGGCGAUGCCCCAGCUGGGGGUGAAGAUGCAUGAAAAGGUCCGUCUGAUUUGUUUUGUAAAUCUAUACAUUAAAUAUUGAAAAGCAG
Messenger RNA from Ornithorhynchus anatinus (platypus), 567 nucleotides. RefSeq names its product ribosomal protein S25 (gene RPS25). The record is from RefSeq and is a predicted model, not a curated record. Gene Ontology annotation, molecular function: structural constituent of ribosome. The transcript has 5 exons. Bases 137 to 514 code for a protein of 125 amino acids. Gene Ontology annotation, cellular component: cytosolic small ribosomal subunit. NCBI's taxonomy places the organism in Eukaryota, Metazoa, Chordata, Mammalia, Monotremata, Ornithorhynchidae.